AACAAAAGCAAAAACCAUUUCUUCUUCCUCACUCAAGAUGAUACGAAGAUUGAUAACAUAAUAACAACCCAUGCCAUCAAAAACCCACAAUUACCCUGUGAGGAGGAUGUGAUAGUAGUGCCCGUAAGGUGCUGGAAAAGGAAAAAAGCCAAGGAAGAAAAUGCCUCCUGAAGUUUCUCAUUUCCGUGCCCCUCAGAUCACUCCUUCGGUUCAGUUUUCUAUUACUGCAGCCUCAGGUUCAAGCCCCAAAUUUUGCAGAGCAGCUAGAAGGAUGAAAUUCUCUGGAAAGACACUACUCCCGGUGCUUAUUUUCAUCCUCUCAUGCCUUUCCAUUCUCAGACUUCUUAAAAUCGCAAUUACUACUUCACAUUCCACAUCUCCAGCUUCUGCUUUGUCGUCGACUCUUCAACAGGAGUGUUCAUCUCCUUCUGAAUGCAGUGAGGUUACAUCAAAUGCACCGGGGGUCUCCCGUCCGCACAAAUCCUCCGCCAAUGCAACCCUUCUCACCCCAAAAGAAUUCAAGCUUCUUUCAAAUCUCAUUACCCGUAAAGCACCCUGUAACCUCCUAGUUUUCGGGCUUCAAUCGCAGUACCUCAACCUCUCAUCAAUAAAUGCAGGAGGCGUCACUCUUUUUCUCGAGGAUGACCCUUACAAGAUAAGUGAAAUCAAAGCUGAUUCUAAUGGAACUCGAAUUCAUAAGGUUAAGUACCAGGUACCAGCUAAGAAGGCAUACAGCCUGCUCAAGCAUGCCAGGGGAAAUCCUGCCUGCGCACCAAGCACAAGUCUGCUCCAACAAUCAACUUGCAAAUUGGCAUUGAGAAAUUUACCAAAAGAAGUUUAUCAGCUUAAAUGGGAUGUCGUGGUGGUGGACGGGCCAAUUGGGGACGGACCAGAAGCACCAGGCAGGAUGUCAACUAUCUACACUGCUAGUAUGUUAGCCAGGGUUGGGAGGACGACUGAUGUUGUAGUACACGACGUUCAUCGGACGGUAGAAAAAUGGUUUUCUUGGGAAUUCCUGUGUGAAGAGAACUUGGUUUCUGCUAAAGGAAAAUUCUGGAACUUUAGGAUCCCCGGUCAAUCAAAUUCUACAAGGUUUUGCUCUCCCGAGACAGUUCGGAUAGAGUAAUAGCCUUCUUUUUCUGCAGCAACAGAACAAUCAGUGGCACCAUUGCUACAGGUCGUGCGUCCUAGAAUUUGUGAGUAAGAUACCAUCACAUUUCGCGUUAUAAAAGAUAUAUCACCAAAAUUGGAGUGCCACAUCCAGGAUAUAUUAGGUCUGGUAUCAUAUAUAAGUGGCACGAUUAUCCCCUACAUUGUUGACGACGGAAUUCCGGCUCAGGAAGGCAGAUAUGUGAGUAUCUGGAAUUGCAUAUUUUAUUCAUAUGCGUGUAAAUGAAGAAACAUCAGAGAUUUGUGAGUAUCGGGAAUGCAUAUUUUAUUCAUAUGCGUGUAUAUGAAGAAACAUCAGAUGGACUCGGUCAGUCAGAGUACGAGUGUGACUGCCUUGUUGCAUAUUUUGCUCAUAUGCGUGUAAAUUUAGAAACAAUAGAUGCACUUGGUUGUUACUAACAGCUUCUUUCA
This is a messenger RNA of Theobroma cacao (cacao), 1581 nucleotides long. Its product is annotated as glucuronoxylan 4-O-methyltransferase-like protein (DUF579). Gene Ontology annotation, biological process: xylan biosynthetic process. NCBI's taxonomy places the organism in Eukaryota, Viridiplantae, Streptophyta, Magnoliopsida, Malvales, Malvaceae. The record is from RefSeq and is a predicted model, not a curated record.